This is a messenger RNA of Sinocyclocheilus rhinocerous, 4033 nucleotides long. RefSeq names its product probable C-mannosyltransferase DPY19L3. Gene Ontology annotation, molecular function: mannosyltransferase activity. The coding region runs from base 1629 to 3860 and encodes 743 amino acids. NCBI's taxonomy places the organism in Eukaryota, Metazoa, Chordata, Actinopteri, Cypriniformes, Cyprinidae. The transcript has 18 exons. The record is from RefSeq and is a predicted model, not a curated record. Gene Ontology annotation, cellular component: nuclear inner membrane.
UGUGUGUGACUUGCAUCUUUUGUUGGAACCAAGGCCUAGUUUUCAUUUAGUGAAUCUAACAAGAGCCAAACCUGUGCUGCUUUCAUGUGAGCUUUGAACAUUUUGUCCUCAGAUUAUUUUGUUUCUCAGAACAUAAUGUAUCUCACAAAAUUGAAUAUGCACCACACUUCAUAACACCAGAUAAGAGUGCUUUUUUCUCAAUGUGUUGGCAGGGUAUUUUUAGACUUGCAAUGUCUUUAUUUUGUAUGCUUUCAGGCAUACUUAAUAGUCUAAAGAACAUGUUGAAUAAUUACUGUAUCCUGGACUAGCCCCCUGAUUACAGUAUGUUGCAUUUUUCAUCUAGGUUAAAGAUGCAACAUAAAGUGGACAGGGUAAACUAAUGGUUCCAAACCCAAUUUUUGGAGGGCUUUAUCGCUAAAUAAAUGCACCAGGUUCAGAUUGUUAGUAGAGGGUCUAAGACAAAAUGGGUUGCAGAUAAGGGGACAUUGCUGUAAAAGUAACCAAUGGACAUAUUAGAGUCCUAUUCAAAAAAUGUUUUAGCAUGUGGAAUGGAGAGCACAAAAAGGUCAUCUCAAGUUUAAAAUGAAGUCAGCGUGUGACAGCAGUGGAAAAAGGAAGCUCAUGCAUGCUGGCUGGUAUUUUACUGCUUGCUUAUGAGUCAUCUUACUUUUAUCUGUACUUUUGCUUUUCUGAACGUGACUGGAAUGAUGACUGUGAAUGGAUGACCACAGUUUCUGUCCCCAUGUGUUUCUUUCAUUCUCCGGAUAAAAAACGCCUCCAUGACUGAGCGAGCAUUUGAUUGUGCUUUAUUUGCAGGCAAAUGAAUCACCUGUUCUGUUUCAGAGGGAGAGCUGUGGGAAUGUCCACUGGUUAACAGCUAAUCAAAUGUUGCAGCAGAAAGCUCCAUUAGAAGCGCAGACGGAUUCCACAUUGUUUUUCUAAUCGUUUCCACUCUUUCAAUGGGAAACAGCAGUACAUUUCACAGAGGCGCUGUGUAAAUGUUCUCAGCAGGAGUUGGUUUUCCAGUAUACUUAGCUUCGUAAAUGACGAUAUUGCCAUUAUUUUUGAACAAAGGCAUUUGAAGUCCAGUAUGUUCCUCUUCUGGGACACCACCCUAAAGCGGCAGACAGCUGCAUUUGGGACGCUUUUAAAUUCAUUGCGUGUGAAGUCAUGUCCAUGUCGGUUAUAGCGCCACACAGUCUUAAUUUCAAACUGGAUGUCAUUCUAUUGUUAGUUCACGAAUGUUCUUAUGAAUGUUUUUACGAAUGUUCUUAAUUUUUUUUUCUAAAUGAUGUUCCAAGCGUUUUUUCCCCCCCAUCUUUUUAUGUUUUUUCCCCUUGACUACCAAGAGGUCACAGUUGUGCGGCCCACAUGCCUUCCUUCCUGUCUCAGCCCCUCUCUCUGAUCACAUGUAAAAUGUUCCUCCGGCAGAUUGCUGUUUGGUGCCGACUGGAGCUUAGAAUGAUCUCAUGAGGUUUUGUUUUAUUGUUUUAAUACGUGUGCUAUGAAGUUUUUGGGCAAGUAACUCUGGAAAGACCGAUAAACAAAAGAGCUUGCAGUCUCAAACAGAGAAAGACAGAGGAACCUUCAGGAAAGACAGGGAAGACGGAGGAUAAUAAUCCUUGAGAAUGAAGGUUCGUCGCAAGAGGAAUAGCAAUUUGGAUGAUAACUCAGGGGCCGCCCAGGAUAGACCACCUUUGCUAAACUUUGGGGGGAAAGACAAUCCGAGGGAGUACAAGAGUGGGCAGAGGGGCACAGAAGAGAGUGUAAAGCUUUCAUGGAAUCACAUUCCAGGACAAAACUGUUGGCCGGCUGCUGUCAUAGCAGCAGGAUUACUGUUGGCAGGGGCUAUUGGGCUGUUUCAUGCAUGGUGUGUUUAUUCUAUACACGAAAACCUGCUGUGGUUUUCACAGUUAAAGGAAGUCGAGCGUGAAAUCUCCUUCCGGACAGAAUGUGGCCUUUAUUACUCCUACUACAAACAGAUGUUGAAGGCGCCUUCUAUACAGCAAGGUCUUUAUGAGCUAAUUCAUGACAACACUACUGAAUCAAAGAGAACAAUAAACAUCCUACAGCGUAUGAAUAUCUACCAAGAAGUGUUCCUUAGCAUUUUGUACAGAAUACUUCCCAUCCAGACCUACUUGGAGCCAAUUUAUUUCUACAUCUACACAGUGUUUGCUUUGCAGACAGUGUAUGUCAUCGCCCUCUUUAUCACUAGUUGGUUACUCAGUGACUCAUGGCUGGCUGGAGCCCUCAGUGGAGUCUGGUACAUUCUCAACAGAGUGGACACCACACGCGUGGAGUUUACCAUCUCACUAAGGGAGAACUGGUCAAUACCUUUCUUUGCUCUUCAGGUGGCUGCCAUAACCUGCUACUUAAGGCCACAGCUAAAACCUAUUCACCAGAGGGUGGUACUGUGGCUGGUGUUCGUCUCCACCUUCUGCUUCUGUUUGACAUGGCAAUUCAAUCAGUUUGUCCUGCUGGUGCAGGCCCUUAUAAUCUUUACUCUGGAUUGUCUGGACUUCCUCACAGCGGAACAGGUGGUUUCUCUGUACCUGAUGCAGGUGUUGAAUCUGUUAUUGGUGUGGUUACUGCAGUUCUGCAAUUCUAUGAUUCUGGGCUCUCUGGUGCUCAGCUUCAUUGUGUCUGCCCUCUUCAUCAAACACUUCCAGACGGGACUAAAGACGGGCGGCUUUGUCAUACGAGUAGGAAAACUGGCUCUUCACACACUCCUAGUCCUCACAUUAACUUUCACCAUCAAUUAUUCAGCCAAGAAAAUACUCCAGCUGAAAUCCGACGAGCACAUCUUUAAGUUCAUAAAGGCCAAGUUUGGCUUCGGGGCAACGAGAGACUUUGAUGCCAGUCUCUAUCUGUGCGAAGAGGCUUUUGGCUUGUUGCCAUUGGAUACAUUUGAGCGGUUGGCUGGCACAGUGCUGCUCUAUCCGUAUCUGUGCACACUCAGUGUGCUCUUCAUCUUGCUGCUGCUGGUGGCGCUCUCUAAUCUCAGCACGAAUGGGUCAGGCCAAGCAAGCAGGGAGAAAGAGGACAGGACCUUUAGGAUGCGUCCGGACGUCGCUUACAAUCUCUUGCACACCGUCUUCUUCGGCCUGCUCGCCUUUUCCACUAUGAGGAUGAAAUAUUUGUGGACUGGCCACAUGUGUGCUUUCGCUGCCUUUGGGGUGUGUGGUAAGGAGGUGUGGUCGUUGUAUCUGAGGGUCCUUCACUGCAACACUAAAACCACGAUGAGACUGAUCAGGUACUCUGUUCCUAUUGUAAUACUGGCAUUUCUUUAUUACAAGUUCUGGCCCAGACUGAUGGAGGAGAUUUCUGAGCUGAGAGAGUUUUAUGACCCAGACACUGUGGAGCUAAUGGAGUGGAUCAGAUUGAAGACGCCCAAACGGGCCGUGUUUGCAGGCAGCAUGCAGCUGUUGGCUGGAAUUAAGCUGUGCACGGGGAGAGUAUUGACAAACCAUCCACACUAUGAGGACCAGGCACUGAGAGAGAGGACCAGACAGGUAUAUCAGAUCUAUGCGCGUCAGUCUGCUGAGGAGGUUCAUAAAGUUCUCUGUUCGGUUGGAGUGGACUACAUCGUACUGGAGGACAGCAUCUGCUACGAGCGCAGACACAGCCGUGGUUGUAGGCUGAGGGACCUGCUCGACCUGGCAAACGGACAUAUCAUGGACGGCCCAGGUGAAAACGAGCCGGACCUCAUCCCGGCGACUCACCCGCGUUUUUGUGAGGCCAUUAAGACCGACAUGCCUCCGUAUUCAACCCUCUUCACACCAGUGUUCAAAAACAAGACGUUUCACGUGUACAAACUCAAGAAACUCAAGAAGAAAAACAAAGCUGAGAACGGUCCGUAAUGCUCAUUCCUCAACAGCAGUCGCCCACCUUCACUGGAUGGAUGAACGCCCCAUCUGGAAUGUUCAAUGAGUGUGUGAUAGUAGCAGGUGUGUGUGUGUGUGUGUGUGUGCGGCUAUGUGCAUGAGAGAGAUUGGAGAGAUGCCUGAUUGAGCCAGGACACUCAAUGAUUUGG